Messenger RNA from Gregarina niphandrodes, 1653 nucleotides. Its product is annotated as PLD-like domain protein. The record is from RefSeq and is a predicted model, not a curated record. The coding region runs from base 1 to 1653 and encodes 550 amino acids. Gene Ontology annotation, molecular function: catalytic activity. The transcript has a single exon. Lineage: Eukaryota; Apicomplexa; Conoidasida; Eugregarinorida; Gregarinidae.
AUGAGUCAAAUACGGAAAAGUUUGCUCAGUCAAGUACGUGAGAAGCCGAAAUGGAGCACCGGAAAUAAUCUUGUUGUAUAUAGUAAUUAUUUGAGUUGCUGUCAGGACAUCUUGGAUGAUAUAGAACGGGCGCAAACACGUGUUUGGAUUGAAACAUAUGGCAUUGACGACACCCCAGCUGCUGUCCAAGUGGUAGAAAAGCUUGUCGACGCCGCGAAACGGGGGGUUCAAUGUGCUGUAUGCGUUGAUUCUAUCGGAUCAUUUGGAACCUUGCCUAUAAAACUUCUUACAGAUUUUCGCAGACAUGGCGGCAAAGUAUUGAUAUGGAAUUCGAUUUUACGGCCACGAUACUCUCUAUUCAACAGAAACCACCGGAAAGUUGUUCUAUGUGAUAAUAUAGCCUAUUGUGGCACUGGGAAUUUUGAUUGGAGAUCUAUAAGGUUGACCUCUGAUCAGAGUGUCUUGCCGUCCGAUAUGUUGCCAACUAAUAUCUCACCAUCUGAUAUGUUGCAUCCGAUAAUGUCUGAAGCAGGUCUGGAAAAGCAAAGCAUCUUGAAGAAAAAAGUGGUCGGUGCAUUCACUCCAAUGUUUCGAAGUUUGUUCAGGUUACUGUUUCAGGAUUUGUCUGCUACAAGGUUACCUGACAUCAACCAUGCCAUCAGAGCAGAAGGACCUAUCACCGCUCAGAUUUACGAGUCGAUGCGCAAAACUUUGAAGAAGUGUGACGUACCCUACGGACGGUACCUAGACAAGAAUCUUUAUACCAUCAAUACUGGGCGUAACACGGCUUGGGGUGAUAUCGUCCGCGCAGGAGAGAAGUUGUUCAGAAGACUAUGUACGACACGGUUGUUUGUAUCGAAUGCAUCGGACCUGAGAGAAGUCCUUUGGGAAUGGCGUCAGCGACAUAACUUGGUUUCAGCCGCCACGCAGGGUCUGGGAAUGCCGGAUCCGAGGGGUUGCCACUUGCUCGCCUCCACGCUCCAAGCAACUGCUACGGCCAAAGCCAGUGCUGCCGCGAAAGCGACUGCUGUUACCGGGAAAGCCGCUGCUCCCGAGAGCCGUGGGUUCGCGGUUCGAAACGCGUCGUUGAUGUGGUUGGAGUCUGAGGGGUGGGUGCCGGGCCUGAAUUCUUACAAGAGGGUGUUGGCUCGGUGCUUGGAUGGUGCUAAAGAACGGUUGUGGGUAAGUAGCAGCUACUUCCACCCGCCCCGGUUUUUGCGCAAGUGUCUGGUGCAGAAGAUCCAAGCCGGUGUCGACGUGAAAAUUCUUGUUUCUGGUAACAGCGAUGUGGUGGGAGAUGAAGAGGCUACAAUGUAUGUUUUGAAAAAGUACUUCAGCGCAUGCCGGGACAUUCGCAGAACUAUCGGCCGACACUUGCAUACAAAGACUGUGCUAGUCGACCAUAACCUGACACUAGUCGGAUCCUACAAUUUAGACCGCUAUUCCUCAUGGCACAAUCGCGAGUGCGGAAUCCUCAUCGACAACUACCAGGUUAACCAAUACAUUACCCGACACUUAGAAUCUAUUCCCCAUGAAACUAUCACCUUCAUCCCCGGCCCGCAAUCUCCCAUUAAAACAUUCAGGCAAUGGGCUAUGUAUCACUAUAUCAAAUACAUUUCCCAAACACAAACACACCUUAAAAGUACACCUUAA